This is a messenger RNA of Ictalurus punctatus (channel catfish), 569 nucleotides long. It is a transcript of the gene smim20, whose product is annotated as small integral membrane protein 20. Gene Ontology annotation, biological process: mitochondrial respiratory chain complex IV assembly. Gene Ontology annotation, cellular component: mitochondrial inner membrane. The transcript has 3 exons. The coding region runs from base 51 to 257 and encodes 68 amino acids. The record is from RefSeq and is a predicted model, not a curated record. Lineage: Eukaryota; Metazoa; Chordata; Actinopteri; Siluriformes; Ictaluridae.
AACAAAAUAUCAUCCUCAGCUCUGUCCUUUUCUGACAAUUGACAACAAACAUGGCGAACAGAAAAUUGACAGUGUUCAUAUUCGGAGGCUUCGUAACUGCGGUCGCAGCGGUUUUUUAUCCUAUAUUUUUUCAUCCUCUUAUUCACACAGAUGAUUACAAGCAAGUCCAGAAAGUUAACCGAGCUGGAAUCAAUCAAGCAGAUGUUCAGCCUGUAGGUGUGAAGAUUUGGUCGGAUCCAUUUAAACCGAAAUCGUGAUGUGACUGAUGCUGAAUGUGGACAGGAGAGGAGGUUCUUGAGCGUGUGUUUGGAUUUCAGGUGUUUGACACAGAUUUAAAACUCACAGACUGGGCCAACCAAACACUCCUCUCCUGAGUGAGUGUGUAAGAGAAAGAAACCUUAUGCCACUGUAUAGUAUGUUUUCCACUGUAAUGUUUCUGAUUCAGCUCUUAUACAGGGCUUGAUGAUUGGCCUUUAAACUGGAGCAGGGGAAACCGGCUGCACGGACUGUCAAUACUCUGAUACUUUAUCCUAUUUAAUAAAGUUUAUGAAAGUUGUUUCAGAUGGGUA